Molecule: messenger RNA, 6093 nt
Organism: Klebsormidium nitens
Lineage: Eukaryota; Viridiplantae; Streptophyta; Klebsormidiophyceae; Klebsormidiales; Klebsormidiaceae
Source: the annotation of a GenBank genome assembly
AUGGCCGAAGCGAAUGUGCAUUGCCUCUACGAAGAUGAAGAAGGAAGAGUGCAGGAGGUUUUUGUGGAGAGGAUCGGAAGUGACUUGGAGAACCUGGAUGCACUGAGAGAGAGCGUGCUCUCGAGAUUGGAUGAGAAGGGCAUAAGGCAAAAGGAGUUCCUGGUCACCGAUCUGAACCGGAGGGAUCUUCUGGAUGGUGAUCUUGCAACAGCAUUGAGAAGAGGCCAGCUAAUCCUUUUCACUCAGUCAAGAGACUUGCCCAUUCCGGAGGGAUCAGCAAUAUCCACGCCGCUGCGCUUUGUACCAAAUCACAAGAGCCUGACCAAACGAGGCCAGGAAACAUACACAACUGAGGAUGGAAAGAGUUCCCUGGUCAGCGCAGCCGGCGAGCUCAUCGACAAUGCUGCAGAUGCAUCAUUGUGGAAUCCUGCCGAAGGACUGAGAAAGUGGGUCAAGAUUGUAUUCUGCGAGACCCCUCGACGCAAGCUCGCCCUGGCAGUCUUCGACAAAGGCAAAGGUUUUGAGAUAGACGACUUCGAGGCCUUUGCGACCAUGAACCUGAGCCAGGAAGAUCGAGGCAACUCCCAGAAGCCUGCCGAUGAGGACUCGGAGAGUCUGUACACGUCUGACAACCAGAUCUCAUUCCACGGGGUGGGCGCGAAGACCGCGCUGUUCUUUGCGGGGCCUGAGUUCCACAUCAUAAGCAGAGCCGCGGGUUGCACGGGCGAAGAAGUGACUCACUUCUCGAUGUCUGAGGUCGAAUUUGAGAGGCGCCAACGAGAAAAUGCCCCUGUUUACGAAGGCAAUGCGUCAAAUAUCUCGAGCCUCUGGGAGAUUUUGGAGACGAUCAUCCCUCAGGCUAAGACGAACCUGCCGAACAUUGAUGAAGCAGUGGCUGAAGUGGCUUCGCUGAGGCAUUUCACGAUCAUCGUUGUUCCAGAACUUUACGCGGCCCACUCCAGGGAGAUCAUCGGCGAUCGAGGUUAUGAGUUCAGCCGGCAACUGGCGGCUAUGUUCUACUGGAAGAUGCACGGCGUCGGGCGCCUACAGCCAGCUCUAAAGACGACAUCCUCCGUGAAAAGGGAGUUGAACGAAAGCAAAAAGCUCGAACUGCAGACGACUAGCUUUCCUGGAGAGGUCACGUGGCGGCUGAACGAACUGAACGCUGACGUCAUCAGCCAGACGCUGGAUCGUGCUUCACACCUCUUUGAGGUCACGGUCAAGCCCUUGGGGAAGUCGAAGGCUUACCUCCUCCACUUCUACCACAACAUGAAGGACGGGCGCGAGAGCCUUCCAAGGAGAUACAACCCACCGGUGAGCACCUCCGGUUAUUUCCCCCCCGCACUCUCUGUCCGCCUCGUUGGCAGCCCGAUCACCGGAAUGCUCUUCAUCAAUGACAGCUACAGCAUCGAUCAAUCAAAGCAGCACGUCUCUGAAGACUUGAAGGCCCUUUUCUUGGGCCUCCCUCACGACGAGACUAUCUUCGAGCCCCGGGGAGCUUCAGAGGCUUUCAACAAAUGGGUUCGAGCAUGCAGCAAGUUUGACGAGAUUCUGACCUUCGAAGAUCCGGACCGCGUUCACGACACGGACGCGCCCAGGACCCGAUUCAAGCGCGUUAGCGUCGCCGGCAAAGAGAAACGGAUUUUCGAGGUCGGAGACAAGGUGACGUUCCGGAGGAGAGGUUUCAAGUUCUACGGAAGGAUCGAGUCGCUGACCUGUCCUUGGAAGACUAAGGAGGACAAAACGGUCGGAUCGACAGGUACCGCUUCCGUCAGGCAGGCACCAGAGGAGCUCAAAAACUCUGCUGAAGUUCAGAUCGAUAUCUACGACCUCGGAUCAGUGCUGAACGAUUGCGAGUGGAGAGGUGUUCUUACGGAACUGCAUGACAGACUCUGCGUAGAGACUUUCGAGCUCCUCUGGCUCACAGCAGAUAACGCUCCCAUGGACGUGAUGGGCCCUAGAGUAUUCUCUGCGCCGAUCAGCAACAAAACCGAGCGGUUCCGGCUAAGGGCCAUCAAUAAGCAGGGGGAAGAACUGCAGACGCAUCAGGACGGUAAAUGUUCCUUAAGAACCAAAGUCGUUCUCACAAAUCUGGCAAGACCAGACUCAUGUCCGGUGACCCAAUUCCUCUGCAACAUCGGUCACGUCCUGAACCUACCCGCCAUCCAGAAAGCGGGAAGCUACCUCGUCACUGCCUCACUCAUGGAGUACGGACUCUCGCCUCAACAGCCCCUCGAGGAGACUUUCCAGGUCAAGGCAGGACUUCCGGUCGCAUUCUCUGCACGACCGCCGCAGAUAGUCCUUGUCGGCCAUACGUUCUGCCUCCGCCUGGUUCUUCAAGACGCGUCCAAAAACGACUUCUCUGACGAAGAUGGCCUUCGCGACCUGCUGCCCACAUUUCGACCAGAGCUUCAAGCUGUGCAGGAGGGCUUCGCUUUCCACGUGGACCAGAUGAGCGUGCUGAUCGAGGAUGGCUCCGUCUGCUUGCGAGGCGUCGUGGUGACGGUUUCUCUCACGAGCGUUCCGAGCCUUCUUGAGCUGGUCGUAGCUCUCCCAGGUUACAAGCAGCUUGAUACCAGCCCGGCACGGUUGUCAGUUCAAGCUGGGCCAGACCAGACGCUAAGUUUCCUAGAGCUUCCUGAAGCCAUGGAGAAUGGCAGCCUUUUCAGCCUCACCGUGGAGCCAAGAGACGCGUACGGCAACCAGACCACCUUCAUCAGGGGUGGCUCUGCACAAUUGGUCGCACAAUUUUCGCCGGGCCUUGUCACCGGUACGAUAAGCCAUGAAGUCAGCAGCAAAACCGGAAGAGUGGAAUACUAUGGACUGGUCGCCCUUGUCAAAGAUCGUAGCGCUUGGGAGAAUAGUCUCAGCGGAAUCGUUGUAGACGUCACAGUGGGUUUGUGUGAUUUCAACAAGUCGGGCACCGCCCUGGAAGCGCGAGCGCGCUCCCGCAUUCUGCCAAGGCGCGCGCCGGCUGCGCUUGGUUUCCUCCCCGAGGGUCAACUCUACGGAUCAACUGACGGGGGCCCUAUCGAGCUGGAGCUGCCUGCGGGAAGGAGUAUCGAGAACUGGCAACUCCUGGCUUGGGACGAGGCGGGCCGUCAAGUCGAGGAGCUUGCGAGCGAGCCACAACCCUUCAACUGCUCUUGGAACCAGACCUGCGAUCUGCGAACCGGAAAGCUGCCGCCGUACCGCAUGCCCACGUCUGCCAGCAAACCGCCGGAGCAGCUUCUACUGACGUGCAACAACUCAAGCCUCUGCUGUCGCACCGCCCUGAAAGCCCAGCCCCUUGAACCCUCAGCCUGGGUUUGCGAGGAGAACGGAACGGAUGGUGCCGCGGGCCAGCUGAUCGUGCCGUGCGGGCAGUCCCUUGGGCAUCGCCUGCGCAUCUUUCUUGGCGACGUCUACGGGAAUGCGUGUCAGCCGCCUGUGGAGGUUGCAAUGCCACGAAUCUCUCUGCGUGACGAGCGGGUCUCAGGGGAUGUGACUAGGCAGGGCUGGACUCCCCAGCGUGACGGAGCUGUCUGGUAUCUGCCCGCUGCGAGACUACUGGGAAAACAUGGUUCUGUUCUUCAGUUGAGGGUCGACGAUGAGAAGGAUUCCUACAAGAGCGCGCUUCUAGAGAUUCGUCUCGUCAGGGGUCUUCCGCAUCAUGUCGGCAUCAGCCUUGAUCCUAGCCCCGGCCCCACUCAGAUGGAAGUUCACUUUCCGGUGAAAGAUCGGUACCGCUUUUCAGUCAUUCGAGCAAGCAUCAACGAUGAGGCCGACAACAAGCUGCAAGUCAAGGGGAGGGUCCUAAUUUCUACCGAUGACGCCGACACGGACGUGAGCGUCCCGGCUGCAAGAAACAGCCCCGACCGGCCGUGCUCACUUGUUGGCUUCAAUGCGGACGCCGUCUUUGAAGACGUUCUCUUCGAGUGCACAGGGAUGAGAGGCAGCGAACUCGAGAGAAGGGUGCUCAAGUUUGACUCAGACGGGGUGGAAAGCGGAAGACUCGUUCUUUCAGUGUCGCCUACGGACACCGUCGCAAGUCUUCAUGCCUGGUUGGACUUCGAUUCUGUGGAGAACUCGCCCCAGCAAGAGAGCGACCUCGAUGCAAAGUCUGUUGCCAGUGGGAGCCGUCUUUCUUGCAUUCGACUGCGGCUUCUGAAUUCAGCAGGCAAAGACACGGAUCUGAGCGGAGUGCUGCCGGAGCGGAGCCUUGAGUUCACGCUGCUAUCCCCUUCCCGCCAAGUUCUGUUGCCCAACCCGUCUAACGAACUCAAGUCCAGAGUUCUUCAGAGUGGAGAGUUCGUCUUUGAGCCUUCCAAACCGGAUAAGUUGACGCUUACAGAAGCCGGAUCGCACAGUCUGACGGCCGUGUACACCGAGCGCCGCUCCGAUCUGCUUCCAAACCUUCAGGAGUGCGAUCGCACGGUGGUGAAGAAGCUGUUUCUUGAAGUGAUUCCGGGCAACCCGCACCAGCUUCAGAUUGCUGAGAAGCCCGAGGGGCCCCUCCUUGUUCAUGUCGGAAAGGAAGACGAGGGCGAACUUGUCGAGUGCCUGCCGUGCCUCUCUGUCCGGGUCGAGGACUGCUUUGGAAACCUCGUGCCUGCGGGUCUCUGGAACGAGCAGAUUUCAGCUGAGGUCAUCUCAAAAGAUCCCUCGGUUGGAGCACCAAUGCUGGACGACUCAGGCUGCACGGUGAGCUGCGGGGCCGACGGGUGCGCGCAUUUCAGGACUCUGUCUUUCUCCUUAGAAGGAUGCACCAGAGACGGGACCGCGGCUUGCAAGCUGCGCUUCAAGUCUGGUCAGCUCGUGCCGGCGGAGACUGUGCUCCUGGUGACAAACGAUUCCGCUCUGAGACGAAAGAUCGCCGAGUGCACGGAAAAGCGAGCGAAGACGUCUAGAAUGGCCUCCGAACUGGAAGAAAGUCUGCUUCAGGCGGAGGCGGACCUCCGAAACUGUCUGAACAAGAAACGGGAUAGUGAAAGAGCAGCCGAAGAUAUCAAGUCGAGGCUACCUGCAGCUGAUACAGAAGCCCUCGCGCGAGGCCAACGGGCUGACGAGCUGAUUCGUAAUCAUCAGAGAGCUCGCGAUGCGCUGCCACAGGAGCGCAAGGCGCGCGCUGGAUGCACCGUCGAGAGCAAAGUGUCGGGGCUGCUAGGUUUUUAUGGCCUGUUGUGUGAUUUGGCGGAGAUCGAGGACGAUAGCAGGGCACGUGUCAUUUCCUGGUACUUUGGACAGAGUAGGCUCGAGAUGGUGGUCUGCCGCUCGGACGCCAUCAUGGCCCUAGCUGACGUGGAUGACGGGUUUCGCGUUCUCGAUAGUUCGAUGGUGAAGUCGUUUGUGCCAGCGGGGGCAGGCAAGCUGCAGCUCACGGUCCCACACGGAAACCAGAGCCUUCCUGAGGUUUUGCAAGGCGUUCAACCGGAAUUGGCAGUCAACGUCCUUCGCCUGCGGGAGGAGCACGAAGCCUUUCGUGCAUCCGUCUUUUGGGCGCUUCUUGGUAACACCUUGCUGCUGCCCAAGAAAGUCGACGCCAUCGCUUACAGGAGGUUCCUAGUUCGGGACAUGAUGAAAGAGUGUCCGACCAUCCUGACGUACGAAGACGGGUGCCACGUGGCCGCCUCGGGAGAGACGGGCGGCAGGUGCUUCCGCGCCCCCGCGACCAUCCAGAAUCUGCCCGCCUUCUUCGGCUCCGGCCCGCGCCCCGCUGCCGCGCGCGAGCAUCAGAUCAUCGAUACUCUGCGGGCGCUUAGACGUGUGGAAAAGGAACUGGAGAAGCUGUACCACAUGGAGCUGCAGGCAGCCGCAGAGCGAGAUGCCGGAACGCGAUUAUUGGGGCCCCGUCUUGAAAAGGAAAAGGAGGAGAUUCAGCGCCUUGACGAUAAGCUUAAGAGACUCGAAGGGCAGCUUUUCAAGACCGGCCCGAUCACGGCGCCCCUGCCACAGCAGAUCAAGGAGGAACCCGCGGACGACUCGGAGGCCUUUGAUAGGGAGGAAGCGACCCCGAGCCGGGGCGAAAGACGUGCAAGGGAGGAUGGUGCCGCGGAAGGCGACGCCCCAGUCACGAAGAAGAGAAGGUCGGAGAGGCCGGGGACAAAGAAGUGA